Molecule: messenger RNA, 1533 nt
Organism: Erpetoichthys calabaricus (reedfish)
Lineage: Eukaryota; Metazoa; Chordata; Cladistia; Polypteriformes; Polypteridae
Gene: opn1sw1
Product: opsin 1 (cone pigments), short-wave-sensitive 1
Exons: 5
Coding region: 33-1073 (346 amino acids)
Biological process (GO): phototransduction; G protein-coupled receptor signaling pathway; visual perception
Cellular component (GO): photoreceptor outer segment; membrane
Molecular function (GO): G protein-coupled receptor activity
Source: RefSeq, a predicted model, not a curated record
CACACACUUGCACAACUAAGGUAAGCCUGAGAAUGGCAGGGACCGAACAGUUUUAUCUUUUUGAAAAUAUAUCCUCUGUGGGUCCAUGGGAUGGACCCCAAUAUCACCUUGCCCCAAAGUGGGCCUUCCAUUUACAAACACUGUUUAUGGGAUUUGUAUUUUUUGUGGGCACCCCUCUAAAUGGCAUUGUGCUCUUUGUAACACUGAAGUACAAAAAGUUGCGACAGCCACUGAAUUAUAUAUUGGUUAACAUAUCAGCAGCUGGUUUUUUAUUCGUUACGUUUUCAGUGUCUCAAGUAUUCAUUGCCAGUGCGCAAGGCUACUAUGUUUUUGGAAAGGUCUUAUGUGCAUUGGAAGCAUUUGUGGGAGCGGUGGCAGGUUUGGUAACAGGAUGGUCUCUUGCCUUCCUCUCUUUUGAAAGAUAUAUUGUCAUAUGUAAACCUUUUGGAAACUUCCGAUUUGGAUCCAAGCAAGCUUUGAUGGGUGUAAUUGGAACCUGGAUGAUUGGGAUCAGUGUGGGAAUCCCACCAUUUUUUGGCUGGAGCAGAUAUAUUCCAGAAGGCCUGCAGUGCUCUUGUGGCCCUGAUUGGUACACAGUGGGCUCCAAAUACAAAAGUGAAUAUUAUACUUGGUUCCUGUUCAUCUUUUGCUUCAUAUGCCCACUUAGUCUCAUCAUUUUUUCAUAUUCCCAACUUCUUUCAGCUCUCAGAGCCGUUGCAGCUGCUCAGGCUGAAUCUGCUACAACCCAGAAAGCAGAGCGUGAAGUAUCCAGAAUGGUGGUUGUGAUGGUGGGCUCAUUCAUUGUGUGCUACGGUCCUUAUGCAGCUCUUGCUAUGUAUAUGGUAAAUAACCAUCAGCAUGGUAUAGAUCUGCGUUUAGUGACUAUACCAGCUGUAUUCUCAAAAAGUUCCUGCAUCUACAACCCGAUCAUCUAUGCAUUCAUGAACAAACAGUUCCGCGCCUGCAUUAUGGAGACCGUCUUUGGAAAGCCCAUGACAGAUGACUCUGAAGUAUCCACCUCCAAUAAAACUGAAGUCUCCUCCGUCUCCACAAGCCAGGUCAGCCCCAGCUAAGAAAAGAAAAGCUGCCACCUUUGGAUCUGAAAGGCAAAGUGACAAAGGGGGCCAGUCAACGGAAGCUCAGUGUUUAAUGUGGUUUAACUAGUUCUUACAAUAUCGAACAGCAUGGUGUACGUUCUAAAGGAUAUCCAUUGUAUAUAUUUACUUUCUACAACUGUUGACGCAAUUUUGUUCUCAUAGUCAGUAGGAAGUAUCAAGUAUCUAAAAAGACUGGUUGUGCUAAUGAUAAAAGUAAUAAUAAAAUCAUAAAAGUUGUUUGGUGAAAAAAUGAACCACAAAACAAAAUGGAACUGAUUAUAGCAGACUGCAUGUUUAAAUCUAUUAUUUAACUCUAUAUCUAGGCUUUAGUUUUCACUACUCUUCAUACUCCCUCAUCUUUUUACCUUGAAUGGCACAAUUCAUUUGCUUGUAGAGUUAGAAAAACUUCUUAAGCAGUAGUAGAAACAGAAUUUUA